AUGGAGGAAUUACCCAUCGAGCCAAAGGGUAUUUUCUGGCAAAACGACUUCAUCACACCAGAGCAUGAGCAAAGGCUCAUCGCAAUCUUCAGAGAGUUAAAGUGGCCCGAUCGCCCUGGUCGCAUAUCUCUCCAUUACGGCUACACAUUCGACUAUAAGACUUUCGGGCUGGAUCCGGACAUCCCAUAUCAGGAGUUCCCCGAAUGGCUCCAGCCACUGAUUCCAACGACAGAGUCUCGCCCACCAGAGCAAGUGUGUCUUCAAUAUUAUCCGCCUGGCGCGGGGAUACCCCCCCACACAGAUGCGCAUAUGGCAUAUGAUCAGCUCUAUGCACUUUCAAUGGGUACGCCGACUAUAAUGCAAUUUCGCCAGGGUGAGAAGCGGAAGGACGUGGAUCUUUUGCCUAGGAGUAUGAUGCAGAUGACGGGUGAUUCGAGGCUGCAUUGGACACAUGGGAUUAAGAAGAGGAAGACUGAUACUUUACCUGAUGGGACGGUGAGGCCAAGGGAAGAAAGGUGGAGUAUUACUUAUCGUUGGAGUAGGGAAGGGGAAUGUGAAUGUGGAGAUCUUGAGUUCUGUGAUGUUGUGCAGAGGCGCAAUGGGGUUGAGAAGGAGAAGAGAUCGGUGAAGGAAUUGUCAGAGGGCAGUUGA
Messenger RNA from Penicillium angulare, 651 nucleotides. RefSeq lists its product as uncharacterized. The record is from RefSeq and is a predicted model, not a curated record. The transcript has a single exon. The coding region runs from base 1 to 651 and encodes 216 amino acids. Gene Ontology annotation, molecular function: demethylase activity; oxidoreductase activity. Lineage: Eukaryota; Fungi; Ascomycota; Eurotiomycetes; Eurotiales; Aspergillaceae. Gene Ontology annotation, biological process: oxidative demethylation.